Messenger RNA from Alexandromys fortis (reed vole), 5363 nucleotides. RefSeq names its product ADAM metallopeptidase domain 33 (gene Adam33). The transcript has 22 exons. Gene Ontology annotation, molecular function: metalloendopeptidase activity. NCBI's taxonomy places the organism in Eukaryota, Metazoa, Chordata, Mammalia, Rodentia, Cricetidae. The coding region runs from base 138 to 2483 and encodes 781 amino acids. Gene Ontology annotation, biological process: proteolysis. The record is from RefSeq and is a predicted model, not a curated record.
CCCGCGGACCAGGGUAUGGACAGACAGGGUCCUGCGAAGUGGCGCGAGGCAGGCUGAGAAAGGGAGGAGGCGGGCCCCCUGCAGCCGGGGUGGAGCCAAUAGCCGAGCCUGAGAGGGAGGCAAAGGCACUCCCAGCCAUGGGUCCGGAGUGCGGGAGAUCCGGGGGGUCUCCCGUGCUGCUGUUGCUGCAGCUGUUACUUUCCGCGUGUCCCCUGAGGAGCGCCUUGAUGUUUCCAGAAAAUGUCCCUGGAGAGCCCGUUACUCCCCACUGGAUCCUAGAUGGAGGACUCUGGCUCAAAGUCACCCUGGAGGAGCCGAUUGUGAAGCCGGAUGUGGUGUUGGUGGCUUUAGAAGCUGAAGGCCAGGAUCUCCUGCUUGAGCUGGAGAAGAACCACAGGCUCCUGGCCCCAGGAUACACAGAAACCCACUACAGCCCAGAUGGGCAGCCCGUGGUCCUGUUCCCCAACCACACGGAUCAUUGCCACUACCGUGGGCGUGUGAGGGGCUUCCUGGAAUCCUGGGUAGUUCUCAGCACCUGCUCUGGGAUGAGUGGCCUGAUUGUUCUCAGCCGCAAUAUCAGCUACUAUCUGCACCCCUGGGUUUCUGGGGACAACAGGGACUUCUCAACCCACAAGAUCUUCCGAAUGGAGCAAUUGUUCACCUGGAGAGAGAACUCCAAAUACAAAGCAGGAAUGGCCAGGCUUCCUCAUGUCCUCCAGAGCAGGGUGAGGCGAGAGGUCCGCAGGAGCCCCAGGUACCUGGAACUGUACAUAGUGGCUGACCACACCCUGUUCUUAGUACAGCAUCAGAACCUGAAUCACACAAGACAGCGCCUCCUGGAAGUUGCCAAUUGCGUGGACCAGAUUCUCAGGUCUCUGGAUAUUCAGGUGGUACUGACCGGCCUGGAAGUGUGGACGGAACAGGAUCGCAGCCGCAUCACGCAGGACGCCAACGCAACCCUCUGGGCUUUCCUGCAGUGGCGUCGUGGGCUGUGGUCUAGGCGUCCACACGACUCCACGCAACUGCUCACGGGCCGCACCUUCCAGGGCACCACGGUGGGCCUGGCGCCCGUGGAGGGCAUGUGCAGCGCAGAGAGCUCCGGAGGUGUGAGCACAGACCACUCGGAACUCCCCAUCGGCACAGCAGCCACCAUGGCCCACGAGAUAGGCCACAGCCUGGGCCUCCGCCAUGACCCCGACGGUUGCUGCAUGGAAGCAGAUGCAGAGCAGGGAGGCUGCGUCAUGGAGGCAGCCACAGGGCACCCAUUCCCGCGCGUCUUCAGCGCCUGCAGCCGCCGCCAGCUGCGCAUCUUCUUCCGCAAAGGAGGUGGUGCGUGCCUCUCCAACACCCCGGGCCCGGGGCUCCUGGUGCUGCCCACCCGCUGCGGCAAUGGCUUCGUGGAAGCAGGAGAGGAGUGUGACUGCGGUUCUGACCAGAAGUGCUCAGACUCCUGCUGCGUUGCCCACAACUGCUCCCUGCGUGCGGGGGCGCAAUGCGCCCACGGCGAUUGCUGUGCUCAGUGCCUGCUAAAGCCGGCAGGCACGCCUUGUCGUCCCGCUGCCAGUGACUGCGACCUCCCUGAGUUCUGCACGGGUGCCUCCCCGCAUUGUCCCGCAGACAUUUACCUCCUGGAUGGCUCACCCUGCGCCAAGGGCCGCGGCUAUUGCCUAGACGGUUGGUGUCCUACGCUGGAGCGGCAGUGCCAGCAGCUCUGGGGGCCUGGAUCCCAGCCUGCCCCUGAGUUCUGUUUCCAGGAGAUGAACUCCAUGGGGAAUUCGCAGGGGAACUGUGGCCGGGACAGCAAGGGCAGCUUCCUUCCUUGUGCACAGAGGGAUGCUCAGUGUGGGAAGCUGCUGUGCCAUGGCGGGGAGCAAACCCCGUUUGUGCUGCAGCAUGUAGUGACUAUGAAUCCCACAAUUCUCCUCGGGGGUCAUGGGGUGGCUUGCCAGGGAGUGUUUAUCCUCCCUGAUACUCAACUGGACCAGCUUGACUUGGGCCUGGUGGAGCCAGGUACCCGCUGUGGACCUAAAAUGGUAUGCCAGGAUAGGCACUGCCAGAAUGUUACCUCCCAGGAGUUGGACCGUUGUUUGACUGCCUGCAACAACCAUGGGGUUUGCAAUAGCAAUCGUCACUGCCACUGUGCUCCAGGCUGGGAUCCACCCUUCUGUGACAAGCCAGGCUUCGGCGGUAGCUUGGAUAGUGGCCCUGCACAGCCUGCAAACCGAGAUGCCUUCCCACUGCCCAUGCUCCUCAGCUUCCUGUUGCCUCUGCUCCCUGGGGCUGGCCUAGCCUGGUGCUACUAUCGGCUGCCAACACUCUGUCAGAGACCCUGGUGGUGUUGCAGGAGGGACCCCGUAUGCAACAGGACCAUCGAAGGCCCCUGCAGGGAUCACCCGCUGGGCAAUGUUCACUCCACGGAGUUUGGCUUCAGUACCACUGGAGAGUCCUCACCCCUAGAGCCAGAGAACUCUGUACUUACAUAAGGACUACCCUAAGAAGCUUGUGCCACGCAUACCUGCCUGAUCCCCAGUCCAGAAGCUAAGAUCCUGUCUCUGGAGAAGGGGACUUCCUGAGGUGAGGAGACAGACAGGUGACCACUGCCACUCCAGGAACCGGGGCCCCAAGGGCAUCGCCGGCCGGCAUCUGAAUUCUUGUACUACUGAUGGGCUGAUGUGAAGGUCUUCCCGGGACCCCCAGAGCUACCCAGGCCUGAGAGCUGUGCUGUCUGAAAUGUCAGGAUGUUUCUAAGCAAUAAAUUCACGAGCUCUAUCAGUGCUGUUGGCUGCCUCCGCUGAAAGAGUUUGAGGGAUUUUCUAAAGAGACACAGAGGUAUCCACUGAGAAAUAAAAGCGUAAGUAACAACCUCUGGGUGUGGUGGCGCACACCUUUAUCUCAGCCCUCGGGAGGCAGAGGCAGACAGAUCUCUGAGUUCAAGUCAGCUUGGUGUACAAAUCGAGUUCAAGAAUCAAGCCAAGGAUACAAAGGGAAAUUCUGACUUGAAAAAACAAAUAAACAAAACCAAAGCAAAAUUAGUAACACCAUGUUAUAGACAGGAAGGACAACAAGGUGGGGGCUCCUAGGAGAGUUCGGGGCCCAGCACCAGAGACAGUAUGGCAGAGCCUCAAAACCAAUGUGGCAGAAGUGGGGCUAUUACUCUUUCCUGACGAUAGGGAGGUUUCAUGGCAUAAACCUGAGGCGGUGUGGGACAGGCAGGGGAACCCCUCAAUCUGAUGAGGGAUCUUAGCUCCGGGAUGUCUGUUAGCUGGGGACUCAGUAGGUGUCUGUCAGCAUCUGCAAGUGAGAGAAGGCUGCUAUAGACAGCAUGGCCUGAGCAGCAUCUGGAUUCAAACUCAUUUUAGGGCCAGGCUCUCUCCCCUGCGUAGGGGACUUGCUGUUGCCUUUCCAGAAGCUAUGAGACUGCUGCAAAUGAGUAUGGUCUAAACAGCCCACUGCCCAAAAUACAGCAUCAGGCCAUCUUGAUGUCUCCUGAUAUCUAGCUAUUGGCAAAUACAGGUGCUUUUAUUACAAUUUUAACUAUUAAUAUUAGCUAAUAAUGUGUAUAUAAUGUACAUCAUAUAUAUGUAUGUGUGUAUGUAUGCAUGUAUGUGGGUUACAGAAUGGCUACAAAAGGGUUAAAGACAUCGAAGCAUGAGGAAAUGGAGAGAUGGCUGUUAAGAGCACAUAUUCCUCUUCCAGAGGACCAGGGUUCAACUCUUGGCAAACAUAUCAGAUGGUUCACAAUCACUCGUAACUCCAGCUUCAGGAGAUCCAAUACCUCUGGCUUCCAUAGGCAUCCCCACACACACAUGUGGGGUGCACAGUUAAAAAGAAAAUAAACCUGAAAUAGAAAAAGUUGAAGCAUGAGCUGAACUGGGAAUGUGCUUGCCUAGUGUACACAAAGUCCUGGGUUUGAUCCCUAGCCUGUUAGAAAUAUUCUCAGUAUCACACAAAGGACACCCAGACAAGUGCCUCAAUGAGAUAAACUGCGCCCCUGGGUCAAGAGGGUGCACCCCGAAAGGCAAGCGCACCAGUGGGAAGUGAGUGUGCACUUGAAUCUUUUCUAAUGAAGGUGGUAACUGUUCUUUUCAACAAUGGUGGUCUGACCUCACACUCAUUAAAAGACUCAGUGCAGCCAGGUGGUGGUGGCACAUGCCUUUGAUCCCAGCACUCUGGAGGCAGAGGCAGGAGGAUCUCUGUGAGUUGAGGAUAGCCUGGUCUACAAAGCAAGUUCCAGGGUGGCCAGGAUUGUGUACACCCUGUCUUGAAAAACAAAAACAAACAAAGAUGACUUGGUGUGAAGAAAAUGAAGGAACGCAAGCAGGUGCAGGACAGCAGGUUAGGUCCUAAGUGGUCUCAUGGUAUAUUGGCUUGCUGUGAGGUCCAGCAAAGCUCAGUCUCUCUUGAACGAAGGAGAUGUUUUUAUAAAAUUCCAUCAUGGCACACAACAGCUAAAGGCCUGCUUGGGAAAGAACCAACCGUGGUGAGCGGGCUAAGCCCAGCCUACUCGCUUCCUUUGCCCAGGAAAGAGCCAGCUGGGUUGGAGAGACCAAGUCCAGGCCACUUGCUUUUUCUAGGCCUCUUCUUUAAGAAUUGUAUUUAGAUUUUAAAUAGCUUUAAAAACAGAAAACCACGAAUGUGAAAAUUGGCGUAAACUUUAGUGUUCUUAAAUAGAAUUUUGCUGGAACACAGUCGUGCUAUUUCUUGUGUUGAUUGUGGGUGGGUGGUCUGUGCUACAGGGACUAGCUUGGGAAGCUGCAAACACAAACUUCUAGCCCCUUCUGUAAACAGUGUGUCCCACAGUGCACUGCAGCAUCUCUGGGGCAGGUUUUUUGUUUGUUUGUUUGUUUUUUUGUUUUGCUGCUCAGCAAGCUCAUAUGGAACACUGUCACCCUGUCUUUCUUGGGUCAUAAUGAUGUCACUGUGAAAGAAAAAUCACCUUUAGGCUCAAUGCUGUAUAGCAAUGCAAACGGCUAUCUUAGGUUUUAUUAAAUGGAAUAAAAUACAUGGUGAACAUUUUUUUCUAACCACAAUCCUCUGCCUGGCAGGACGCCAACAUAUCUUGACUCCAGACUGGGCUGGCUGGCUGCUGCUCAGCAUGCAGCCCUCCUUGACUGGGUGCACUGCCAGCCCGAAGCCUGGUCCCAGGUCAGUGCACGGAGGCAAUUCUACCCUGGGCUUUCCAGAAGCUGGCAAGCUCUGCUCUGCCCUGCCCUGCCCUGGCCCCUCCGCACCUGCAGAGUUCUUCCAGAGGCCCAGAGUUUGGAUCCCAGCAACCAAGUCAGUUGCCUGGAGUUCAGAUCCCAGCAGCCAAAUCGGCUGUCCACAACCCCCAUCUCUAGGGGAUCUGGUGCCCUCUUCUGGCC